Messenger RNA from Ramularia collo-cygni, 1788 nucleotides. RefSeq names its product probable sodium/phosphate symporter. Gene Ontology annotation, cellular component: membrane. Bases 1 to 1788 code for a protein of 595 amino acids. Lineage: Eukaryota; Fungi; Ascomycota; Dothideomycetes; Mycosphaerellales; Mycosphaerellaceae. Gene Ontology annotation, biological process: phosphate ion transmembrane transport. The record is from RefSeq and is a predicted model, not a curated record. The transcript is spliced from 3 exons.
AUGGCUGUCCUUGACCAAUACACCUAUGUCUUCGUUAUUGGCACCUUCUUUGCCAUGCUCGAUGCAUACAACAACGGUGCCAACGAUGUUGCCAACGCCUGGGCCACCAGUGUCUCCUCCAGAUCCGUCUCCUACCGAUGGGCAAUGGUUUUAGGAACAUGUUUUGAGAUGCUCGGUGCUCUCACAGUCGGUGCCCGUACCGCCGAUACCAUCAAGAACGGCAUCAUCCCUCCAGACUCAUUCCGCGACAACGCCGGUGUUCAGAUGUUGGCCUUUACCUGUGCUCUCGCCGGUGCCUCGAUGUGGGUGAUGUGGUGUACCAAGCACUCUGCUCACGUUUCCUCCACAUACUCUCUCAUCUCGGCCGUCGCUGGUGUUGGUGUUGCUACCGCUGGUGCUAGCCAGGUACAGUGGGGAUGGAACGGAGGCAAGGGACUCGGCGCCAUCUUCGCUGGUCUCGGUAUGGCUCCUGCUAUUGCUGCUGGAUUCGGAGCCACCAUCUUCAUGCUCAUCAAGCUUGUCGUUCACAUCCGCAAGAACCCAGUGCCAUGGGCUGUCUUCACCUCGCCUGCCUUCUUCCUCAUUGCUGGAACCGUCUGCACGCUUUCGAUCGUCUACAAGGGUAGCCCGAACCUCAAGCUCAACGACCGUCCACCAACCUUCAUCGCCGGUGUCACCGUUGGAGCUGGUGCCGGUCUGUGCGUCCUCUCCGCCAUCUUCUUCCUUCCAUUCCUCUACUGCAGAGUCAUCCGCAAGGACAACGACAUGAAGUCUUGGGAGUUUAUCAAGGGCCCACUUCUCCUUCGCCGCCCAAUCCCACUUGAUGCUCAAAUGGCCAAGGUCCCCAACUACGCCGUUGUCCAGCACGAUGAGGACGACGAUGAGAUCACCGCUGUCGAGAGCCCGGUCGAUGAUGCCAACUACGCCAACGAGAAGAACCUUGCAGCUAUUGAAGCCAAUGCCGUCGUCAUGUCGCACAAGCAGCGCCAGGCAGAAGGUACUGAGCGUCUCCACGUCAAGCUCCGUAAGGGUACCGGUCCUCUUGGAUGGGCCAUGCGCUUCCUUCACGAGAACAAGAUUCAAUCCGGUGCCAUCUACGAGACGAAGAACAUGAUCAUCACCUUGAAGCGUAUUCCCGCGAUGAUCGUCGUCGCCGCUCUUUACGGUUCCCACUUCGACAUCCACGCCGCACAGACCGGUAUCGCCGGUACCCCUGAAGGAAUCCGCAUGGAACGUGUAUACGCGCACGCCCCCAAAUACGCCAACGAGGUCGAGCACGCAUACUCCUUCGUCCAAGUUCUGACCGCCUGCACCGCCUCCUUCGCACACGGCGCCAACGACAUCGGAAACGCCGUUGCACCUUGGGCUGUCAUCUACAGCGCAUGGCAGACUGGUGACGCCUCGGCCUCCAAGCUUCCAGUCCCAGUCUGGCAGCUCGCCGUUGUUGCUCUCGCCAUCUCCGCCGGACUUGUCACCUACGGAUACAACAUCAUGAAGGUCAUGGGUAACAAAAUCACCUACCACUCUCCCAGCAGAGGCUGCUCCAUGGAGAUGGGUGCCGCCAUCACCGUUCUCRUCUUCUCGCAGUUCAAGCUGCCAGUGUCCACUUCCAUGUGCAUCACUGGAGCUACUGUUGGUGUUGGACUUUGCAACGGAAGCUUCAAGGCUGUCAACUGGCAACGAGUUGGUCUCCUUGUUUUCUCCUGGAUCAUGACCAUCCCUAUCGCUGGCACGAUUGCGGGUGUUUUGAUGGCGGUGGUCCUGAAUGCUCCUUCGUUUGCCAAAUGA